AUGGAAGGAGGCAACAGUCCAAAUCUGCAACUUCAGCAGCUCCCGUUGGCCACAGCAGCAGUUUCUGUGCAGCCACACACUGACUCCUUUUCUUACAAGGAGAACUUGAUUGGCGCGUUACUAGCUAUUUUUGGGCAUCUUGUUAUCAGUAUCGCACUCAAUCUCCAGAAAUACAGCCACAUCCGGCUGGCAGGUUCCAAAGACCCCCGAGCCUACUUCAGAACCAAGACAUGGUGGUGUGGACUGUUUCUGCUGGUGCUGGGCGAACUGGGAGUGUUUUCCUCUUACGCCUUUGCUCCUCUUUCGCUGAUUGUGCCACUCAGCGCAGUGUCUGUUAUAGCUAGUGCAAUCAUAGGAAUUAUAUUUAUUAAAGAAAAAUGGAAGCCCAAGGAUUUUUUGAGGCGCUAUGUUUUGUCCUUUGUAGGCUGUGGUUUGGCAAUUGUUGGAACUUAUCUGCUGAUAACAUUUGGACCUAAUAGUCAUGAGAAGAUGACAGGAGAAAAUAUCACUAGGCAUUUAGUGAGCUGGCCAUUUCUGUUGUAUAUGCUUGUGGAGAUCAUCAUAUUCUGCCUGCUACUAUAUUUUUACAAGGAGAAAAAUGCAAACUACAUUGUAGUUAUUCUUCUGCUGGUAGCUUUGCUGGGUUCCAUGACUGUUGUGACUGUGAAGGCUGUGGCAGGCAUGAUUGUUGUCUCGAUACAAGGAAACUUACAACUCGACUACCCUAUAUUUUAUAUCAUGUUGGUGUGCAUGAUUGCUACAGCGACCUUUCAAGCAACAUUUUUAGCUCAAGCCUCACAGCUGUAUGACUCAUCUCAGAUUGCCAGCAUUGGCUAUAUCCUGUCCACAACAGUAGCAAUCACAGCAGGAGCAACUUUUUACUUGGACUUCACCGGUGAAGAUGUUCUCCAUAUAUGUAUGUUUGCGCUUGGGUGCCUCAUAGCAUUUCUAGGUGUCUUCCUGAUCACAAGAAAUAGGAAGAAGUCUGUACCAUUUGAACCUUACAUAUCAAUGGAUGCUAUGCCAGGCAUGCUGAACAUGCACGAUAAAGGGAUUGCAGUUCAGCCUGACCUCAAAGCUUCUUUUUCCUACGGUGCCCUAGAGAACAAUGACAGCAUGCCGGAAAUUUAUACACCAGCUACGUUGCCGAUUGUGCAGGAGCAACAUGGUUCCAAAGGAGUUUCUGCUCCACCCUACCGAGUGCUGGAGCACAGCAAAAAGGAGUGAGUGACCUUCAAGGAACUGAUUUGAAUUGUC
Molecule: messenger RNA, 1257 nt
Organism: Pelecanus crispus (Dalmatian pelican)
Lineage: Eukaryota; Metazoa; Chordata; Aves; Pelecaniformes; Pelecanidae
Source: RefSeq, a predicted model, not a curated record